AUUAGUGUUUUAUUUUAUGUCAAGAGCUUUAGCGAGUUGAAUCAAACAUCCCUUGAAACAAAAGAACGGGGAAAGGAAAAAGGAAUCAAAAGUCGAGCAUGGAUGAAGAUGAAGAGCUACUCCCUCUGAAGAGCUACGCUGUGGGAUCUCUAGCUACAACAUUCUACAUCCCCAACUUCAUCACCCAAUCUGAGCAAGCCCAACUCCUACAUCAAACAUACGUUGUCUCAGCAUCCAGAUGGAAAUCUUUGAAGAAUCGCAGAUUGCAGAACUGGGGUGGAGUGGUGCAUGAGAAGGGCCUUCUGCCACAAGAUUUGCCUCCUUGGCUCAAAAAGUUGACAGAAAGAAUAUGCGAGCAAACAGGAUUAUUUCCCUCAGCUAUCAAUCACGUGCUUAUCAAUGAAUACCUACCUGAGCAAGGCAUCAUGCCCCAUCAAGACGGUCCUGCAUAUUUUCCCGUUGUUGCAAUUUUAUCUCUCCAGUCACCUGUUGUCAUUGAUUUUACUCCACACCCAAGAUUAAAAGAAUGUAAAGACAAAGAUAAGGUCACUGCAGAAAAUCAAGAUAUAACUGACUCAUCAUCCAAAGUUGGGGAAAAUGGUUUAUCAGAUGAGCUGAUACCCAGAGAAGAAUAUGACCGGCAACCACAAUCCCUUUUAUUGAUGCCUCGUAGUUUGCUAAUAUUUAAAGAUCAGGCUUAUUCUGAUUACUUGCAUGGUAUAGAGGACUCAGAGGUACACAGAUUAGAUAAGGUUGCGAAUGUUUCUGAGAUACCGAAACUACAAGACACUAUAGUUGCAAGUAGUUCAGACAGUGCAGGUGGAAUUGGUAGCAGCUUUCACAGAACUUCAAAUCGAGCCUCACUAACUUGUCGCUUGGUGCCCAAAGUUCACAAGAAGCUGUUCAAGUUUUAAGAGCAUACCCUACUGUAGAGCUUUUGCUAUAAUUAUUGAAAUUGACACUGUUUUGAUUUUUAUUAAGGUUCUGAGCAGCUAGGCCUCAUAACAAAUAUGUAUUUGGCACAUGGAAACUCUUAAAAAGAAAUAAUAAUUUACUUGAUUAUAAAUAUUGUA
Messenger RNA from Asparagus officinalis (garden asparagus), 1073 nucleotides. Its product is annotated as alpha-ketoglutarate-dependent dioxygenase alkB homolog 6. The coding region runs from base 99 to 914 and encodes 271 amino acids. The record is from RefSeq and is a predicted model, not a curated record. NCBI's taxonomy places the organism in Eukaryota, Viridiplantae, Streptophyta, Magnoliopsida, Asparagales, Asparagaceae. The transcript has 7 exons.